AUGGAUGAUCAUCAAGAGGAGGGGCCGGAGAAGGUGAAGCUUUUCGGCAUGUGGGCGAGCCCCUACGUGCUCAAGGUGAGAUGGGCGCUGAGCAUCAAGGGCGUGGAGUACGAGUACGUGGAGGAGGACCUGAGGAACAAGAGCAGCGACCUCCUGGAGCACAACCCCGUGCACAAGAAGGUCCCCGUGCUGCUCUACCGCGGCAGACCGGUGGCGGAGUCCGACGUCAUCGUCGAGUUCGUUGAUGAGGCGUGGAGCCACCGCGGCGGCCGCAUCCUCCCUGACGACCCCUACCAGCGCGCCAUGGCCCGCUUCUGGGUGAGGUUCGUGCAUGACAAGCUCUCGCCGCCGAUCUGGAAGUGGUUCACGGCGGCGCCAGGCGAGGGGCAGGAGGCCGCGCUGGGGGCCGCCGUGGAGCAGCUGCAGGUCCUGGAGGACUUGCUCGCCGUCGGCGGCAAGGAGUUCUUCGCCGGGGAGAGCGUCGGGCUCGUCGACCUGUCGCUGGGCGCGAUGGCAUACGUGGUCCCGAUGUACGAGGAGAUCAUCGGCGUGAGGCUGGUCACCGAGGAGAGGUUCCCGUCUCUGUCGGCGUGGAUGGGCCGAUUCUUGGACUCGCCGCCGGUGAAGGAUCACCCGCCGCCAGUGGAGAGGCUGAAACCCAGUUUCUGCCUGCCAGGGCCGGUGGUAUUGUUACUCCUUUCCAUGGUGAUGAACAUGAAAUUACUCGAUCCGCCAUUGGAGGAGGAACCAUCGGGGGAGGGAUCUGCGGGAGGAGGCUGUGUCGGCGGCGGGGUCGGACAUGGACUUGCGGGACUUGAGGAGUCGUGCGUGAUAUCGCUCAUAUCAUCAUGCACGGACCUAUGCGAGGGAAACGGAAGUUCCACCAAUUUAGGGAAUCGCUGA
Molecule: messenger RNA, 903 nt
Organism: Triticum turgidum subsp. durum (durum wheat)
Lineage: Eukaryota; Viridiplantae; Streptophyta; Magnoliopsida; Poales; Poaceae
Source: the annotation of a GenBank genome assembly